GCAAUGCCGCUAGCUUGACGUCAGCUUCUCAGCAUAUAUUUGAUUUUGAAAGAUAUGUGUGCAAAUAUGAAUCCUGAGUAUUCUAUUGGUCGCAACUUGCGACAAAGAAAUAAAAAAAAUUGUGUUUCCAACGACGAUGCAAAACACGAUUUAGAAAUAAAUAAAAAAAAGGCAAAAAGAAAGGGCAACUGUGGAAGAAGCAGCGUAUAUGAUGAAUACGGAAAAAUUCGGACCAGCGGACUAGACAUUUGUGACUGCAUGAACGAUAAAUGUGAUGGUUGCUGGUAUGAAUGCCAAAAUUGUGGUUCUACUAAAUGCGGUCCUGAAUGUCGCUCAAAUCGAAAAUUUUUUUAUGAAGGGAUAACAUAUGACGGAAAGGACUUAUCUAUACAUAAUAAGUAUAUUUCCAAAUAAAAUAUAAACUAAUUGAACAUUAGCACUUAAAUAAAAUAAGAUCUCUAAAUUCUUGUUCCCAA
Drosophila ficusphila is the source of this 476-nucleotide messenger RNA. RefSeq names its product ARL14 effector protein-like. The record is from RefSeq and is a predicted model, not a curated record. Lineage: Eukaryota; Metazoa; Arthropoda; Insecta; Diptera; Drosophilidae. Gene Ontology annotation, cellular component: intracellular membrane-bounded organelle.